UCCGUAAUCUCUUCUCAUAGUUACGGAUAGUGACAGUGUAAGGGAACAAUCUGGAAUGGUUACCUUGGGGUGCAAAAGAGCGCUUGAACUUCUAGGAAGAUGCGUCGGUGACAUAAAGGUACAUAGGUAGGUAAUUACUCUGUUGCCUGCGCAGAGAUUGCACAGUUCAAAGACUUCUGGGUUCUCUGUGUUUCUAUAACAAACAUCUAUUUGAGCUUUCGCUGUUUGCUACCUAAUACUAGGCAAUCUACACAAGCUUAGCUUUAUUGCUUACAUUGGACAAAUGUCAAGAUCGCAACACCAUCACUAAAGCCGGUUGUCAAUAUUGCGAAUCACACGCAUAUCAAACGUUAUGGCGAGCCUAGAGUUUCUCAAAGACGCUCUUAGGCAAAAGGCCGCCAUGCAACCACUCUCUGAAGCCCAGUACAGUAUUGGCUUCGAUAUGUUACGGCGAGGCUCAGGAGCGUACCAGGAGUUCAUCAUCCCCCAGUUAGGUCGGCUUUUGACUCCGCUCUUCAGCUCGCGUAGUCAGAUUUCGGUGUUAGAAAUCGGCUCCGGCCCAGAGAGCGUACUUGAGGGUCUAUCUAGACGCAUGAGGGAGAAGAUUACAUAUUAUUCCGCGUAUGAACCCAAUAGCUUGUUUGCUUCGAACUUGGAAGAAGGAUUACUCUCUGCCUCAAAGAAAGAAGCCGCACUGCCUUGUCUUAAAAGCGCAGCAACCAUUCAUCGAGCGCCAUUCACCUUGACUAGCGACAAACCUCACGACCAUAAAUUUGAUGUCGUUUUGUUCUGCCACAGCAUGUAUGGCAUGCACCCUCACCAUAAGUACGUCGAACAAGCACUUGAUCUACUUGACCAGGAUCUAGAAGGUCCAAUGGUUGUGGUCAUCCAUCGGCAGGGGACCCUAGAUCUCGGCGGAUUAGUGUGUCAUCGAACGGCUUCUUUCCCUACUGGAGUUGUUCGAGUAGCAGAUGAAGACCACGAAAUAGAUCAGUUUGCAUCCUUCAUCACCGGUUUUACGAUGCAAGGUUCGGAUAUAGACGAAGUUGUCCGGGUCGAGCGGCGAAAGGCAUGCCGUGCCUUAGGUCGUCGUGAGGAACAUCGUCCAAAUGAAAUCGUAUUUAGUGCUCCUGAAGUCAUGAUGAGCUUCACUCGCCACGCAGCCUCCUUGCCGGAACUAGCAGCACUUGUGCCACUGGCAAACGGGGACGUGUCAGUCAAAAACAGAGAAGCUCGUCUCCAUCGCCCUUCAGCUAUUGUUCAACCAAAGGACAUUCAACACAUUCAGCAUUGCGUUCGAUGGGCCGUGAAACACGGCGUUGGUCUCACAGUCUUGGGAGGGGGUCAUAGUGUCAAUUGCCUCGCUCCGGGAGUGGUAGCGAUUGACAUGAGCUCGUUUGAUCGCGUUCAUAUUCUUUCGGCCGAGGAAAAUAAGCAAAUUAAGAGUUCGGAUUUCGAUCACUUUGUUCUAGUUGAGUCUGGCUGCAAAACUGAGCAAAUCAUCCGCACGACUAUGGCAGCGGGAUUAACAGUACCAUUGGGAUCGCGGCCGAGUAUUGGCGCGGGACUGUGGCUACAAGGCGGCAUUGGCCAUUUAGCUAAUUUGCACGGACUCGCCUGUGAUGCUAUCGUCGGGGCCGUGCUCGUGAGUGUCGACUCUGGUCGCAUCCUCUUGGUUGGCCAUGUACCCGCGGCUUAUCGUCCAGCUAGAGCUGUUCGCUUGGAGAAUGAGGCAGACGAAAUCGACCUGCUGUGGGCCAUCAAAGGCGCUGGGACUAACUUUGGUGUGGUUAUCAGCGUAGUUUUCAAAGCUUUUGCUGCUCGAAAUUACCGUAUCCGACACUUGACGAGACCGAUGCGCAAUUUAUCCGAGUCACAGAACCAACUCGAGUCAGUUGAACAACUCUGCCAAAUAUCUACUCAGGAAACUCAUCGGGACUAUUCUAUAGAUGCGCAUAUCUACUGGGAGGCCGGUCAAUUACAGAUUGGCAUGACUAUAUUCGAUUCAUUCGUCUCGGCACCCCAUCUCCCAACCCCCCAUUUCAAACCAAAUAGGAUUUUUGAGUCGGAGUCGGAAGUAUCUUCUAGAAUAGUGAACGGAAUUAGUUUAUUUGAGGCGGAGAUGCAUAUGUCAGUAAUGCAUAGUGGGCAUGCUGGCGGCAAAACAUCUUCGUUCAAACGAUGCUUGUUCUUGAAGGAAAUCGGCAAAGAACCUAUCUCUAAGAUUUUGGUGGAAGCUAUCAAGACACGUCCCUCCCCGCUUUGUUAUAUCCAUCUAUUGCAAGGUGGUGGUGCUAUCACCGAUGUUGCUGCUGACGCGACUGCUUUCGGCUGCCGAGACUUCAGCUUUGCCUGCAUUGUCACAGGGGUCUGGCUUCGCGAACAAGAUGGGACACGAGUCGCUCAAGAAACAGUAAGAUGGGUCUAUGAAGUUGUCAGAGACUUGUUACCACUAAGCACUGGUGUGUACGGUGCUGACCUAGGACCUGAUCCCCGGGAUGCAGUUCUCGCGACUAAAGCAUUCGGCGGCAAUCUACCUAGAUUGGAGCGACUGAAGACAAAGUUUGACCCAUACAACGUACUGCGUUAUGCUUGCCCGCUCAAGGCACCAAUCGUGAUGAGAGUUAUUGUUCUCGUGACUGGCGAUGACUGUGCUGGCAAGGACUAUUGCGCCGACCACUGGGCCUUGACCUUGAAUAGCAAAUAUGGACAUCCUUUUACUGGUUUUACGGCGCGUGUAAUUAGCAUCAGCGACGAGACCAAGAAGGCAUAUGCUUCUACUACCGGUGCCAAUCUGGAUCUCCUGCUCCAUGACCGCAGCUAUAAAGAGGAACAUCGACCAAGCUUAACAGCGUUUUUUCAAGAACAAUUACGAGAAAGCCCACAGUUGCGAGAGGAGCACUUUCUAAACGUAGUACACAGCGCAGAAAAUGUGAACUUACUUUUCAUCACUGGUAUGAGAGAUGACGCCCCUGUUGCAAACUUGUCGUACUUGGUUCCGAAUAGCAGACUUCUUGAUAUUCGAGUCGAAGCAAGUGAGGCAACACGAUGCCUUCGCCGGGGCGAGGAGGGCAUCAUGAAUAAUGGCAGCGAACGGUCCGAUUUCACUGCUUCAAACUAUCGACCUAGUCUCAUUUUCAGAAAUGAUAUGGACGGAGGGGAAGCGGCAACAAGAUUCGCAGAGCGUUAUCUAUGUCCUCUUUUCGAUAACGAUUUGCAGAUAUUAGCCGAUAUGAUGCCCAGAAUUCUCGAUCAUCCACGCCAGGGGGUCGACUUCUGCCAUGUGCUCGACAUACCUCAAAAGCCAGGGGGUUUGGAUCUGUGUACGUCUUUGCUACGAACUCAUUAUACAGGCGACUGGGACAGCGUUGGAGCAGUAGUCAGUUGUGAAGCCGGUGGCUGGGUCUUUGCGGCACCCCUCGCGGCAAAGGUCAACAAACCUCUGGCGUUAAUUCGCGAAGAUGGGAAGCUACCACCGCCAACAGUUUCGGUCGCCAAAUCCUCGUCGCACAUCUCAUCUUCGAUAUCUGAUAAUUCGCAACAGAAGAGAAUUGAAAUGGGCAGAGACACGGUUCCAAAGGGUGCCCCGGUUGUGGUGAUAGACGACGUCCUUGCAACUGGCGAGACACUUUGUGCAGUCCUAGAGCUGCUAAUCAAGACGAAAAUUGAUCUUGGGGACAUCACGGUUAUGGUUAUUGUCGAGUUCCCGUACCAUCGUGGGCGAUAUUUGUUGCGUGAGCGCGGUUUUGGCAGAGUCAAAGUCCAGAGCCUAUUAGUCUACGGUGGCGCCUAGGGAAGAAGAGGUUAGGUCCUCUCAAGUUCACAACAGAGGCAUCUUCGUAGAACUUGGGCAUAGACUACUUGGAGUGCAAGCCAGGUGUUGACCUCGGUGCACAUGAAUGCUGCACGGGGACUAAAGUGUCAAGCGCUUGGGCUAUAUUACUAGGAGGAUAAAAUCAACGAGAG
Molecule: messenger RNA, 3966 nt
Organism: Xylaria bambusicola
Lineage: Eukaryota; Fungi; Ascomycota; Sordariomycetes; Xylariales; Xylariaceae
Product: phosphoribosyl transferase domain protein
Exons: 1
Coding region: 353-3793 (1146 amino acids)
Biological process (GO): cholesterol biosynthetic process
Cellular component (GO): cytoplasm
Molecular function (GO): oxidoreductase activity; FAD binding; phosphomevalonate kinase activity
Source: RefSeq, a predicted model, not a curated record